AUGGACAGGAUUAAAGUUAUUGAUAAACCACAGCCAAUUAGGAUUAAGACAUGGACUCCUACAGAAAGCCCCGUCCUCUCACAGUGGGAAACAGAGAGGCUGGAAGCAGCUGUCAGUGAUGCAAUCAGCGCUGUGGCCAAAUUAAUCGCAGUACAGAGGGUCAGCAGGAAGCUGCUGCUGAACAGAGAUAUCAACAAAUUCUGCCGCUUUAUCUGGAGGAACCGCACCUCUACUAACUUCAACAAGUGUGGCAGAGCGAGUGAUAACUAUCAGACUGAGAGCUGUCUGGGUGUGACUAUCCCAGAUGACCACCUGAGUGGCUGUGUUGUCUACCCUCAUCCUGACGAACCAGACCUGAAGGUGAUAAAAGCAGAUGGGGCGGGACUUCCAGACACAGAUGUCCUACUUUAUGUGAAAGCUCAAAACUCUGAUAAAUGCAGAGCUGAUUCUAGCCUGCUGGCCUAUUCAGCUCAUUGUCAGAGCGACUCAGUGGGGCGACCGGUGGCUGGUGUUUUGGUCAUCUGCAGGGAGCCACUCAGCAUGGAGCGAUUCAGUCAUGAAUACAUGGUGCAGACCGUGAUCCAUGAGUUGUUUCAUGUGCUGGGUUUCAGUAAAGAACUCUUCAGCAAGUGGAAAGGCCGCUCCCUCUCAUCCCAGAUGGUCAUGGACUCCUCUCAUGGUCAGGUGAUUUACACUGAUGAGUCAGGACAGAUGAGGCUCUACACUCCUAAUGUGAAUAAAGCUCUACAAACACACCUCAACAGCACACACACUGAACUAGGAGCUCCAUUAGAAAAUCAGGAUGCUGAUUCUCAUGGUUUUUCCUCACACUGGGAGGCUCGGGUUCUACAGGGCUCCAUUAUGACAGCCAUGUUAGCAGAACCGACUUUGGUCCGGAUCGAUGUGAUCACUCUAUCUGCUUUCCAGGACACGGGCUGGUACUCGGUCAAUCUUAGCCAAGCCCAGACCUUGCUUUGGGGAGAGAAUGAAGGAACUUUCUUUGGGUCUGUUUCCACCUGUAAGCGUUCCUCAUCCUUCUUCUGUACUGGCAGUGGAUCUGGUUGUCAUUAUCUUCACCUCCACAAGGGGGUGUGCCAGAGUGAUGAUUAUCUGGAAGGCUGUAGAAUUUAUAAGCCUUUAGCCAAUGGUAGUGAAUGCUGGAAAGAAGAGAAUGAGACAGGAAGUGGACCAGAGGUGUGGACUGGAGAGAUUUUUCACUCAGACAGCCGUUGUUUUCUCUCAAACAUUAUCAGAGAGGAUAAUUUCUCCUUCAACGCCUCUUUAUCAGGCCGUUGUUACAGGCACAGGUGCACUGAAAGGAACAGGUACCAGAUUCAGGUGAUGGGUUCUGAUUGGCUGGACUGUCCACCUGGGAAGAGCAUCCAGGUGUUUGGAUAUCGGGGUGAAGUUUUCUGCCCUGACAAACGAUUAUGUCAUUACUAUGAUAUAGUUCCUCCCACUUUACUACACAAGCCCUUGCCCUCACUUCUGCUAGUCACUGCAGCCCCAACCAGGGAUCAGUCUCUCACUGGCCUGAGGUUUGACACCGCUUUUCCCUUUUCAGAGAUGAGAGUAAAGACAGUGGUGGGUGUCAGUGCUGUGCUCUUUUUCAUGGGCUUGCUCAAGACAGUCUAUAGGAAAUGUGGCCCAUCCAGGCUCCGAGUGCACGCCCUCGUACAUUCACCACUGCAGGUGUAGCUCAAUGCUUCUCAGAGAUCUGCUCCUUACACAGCUGUAAAUUUUCUAUUUUAUUCUGUAAAUAUCCAAGAUAUUUAAGUCCAAGAUUUAGUAAAUUAAGUGAUAUACAGUAGACAUUUUUGGACAAUCUCUU
Molecule: messenger RNA, 1831 nt
Organism: Tachysurus fulvidraco (yellow catfish)
Lineage: Eukaryota; Metazoa; Chordata; Actinopteri; Siluriformes; Bagridae
Product: leishmanolysin-like peptidase 2
Exons: 14
Coding region: 1-1698 (565 amino acids)
Biological process (GO): cell adhesion; proteolysis
Cellular component (GO): membrane; cytoplasm
Molecular function (GO): metalloendopeptidase activity
Source: RefSeq, a predicted model, not a curated record